This is a messenger RNA of Myotis daubentonii (Daubenton's bat), 2806 nucleotides long. RefSeq names its product SP100 nuclear body protein. The record is from RefSeq and is a predicted model, not a curated record. Gene Ontology annotation, molecular function: DNA binding; protein binding; DNA-binding transcription factor activity, RNA polymerase II-specific. Gene Ontology annotation, biological process: regulation of transcription by RNA polymerase II. Gene Ontology annotation, cellular component: nucleus. Lineage: Eukaryota; Metazoa; Chordata; Mammalia; Chiroptera; Vespertilionidae.
UUGUACACACUUCCUGCUCAGGGCUGGGCAGCCACACUAGACGCAGGCUGGGGACACAGGAGGGCCCCAGGCCCAGAAAGGGCCCAGGGCAAGACGAUGGCCAGUGAGGGCACCGACCUCAGCACCAGGAUGUCCACAGAAGACCAGGGCAUAGACGACAGUUUUAUCUACGAUAUUAUAUUCAAGCACUUCAAAAGAAAUAAGGUGGAGAUUUCAAGAGCAAUAACAAAGGAAUUUCCUUUCCUUCAGAUUCUUCGUGACCGUGAACUCAUCACCAAUAAAAUGUAUGAAGAUUGUCAAGAAUCUUGUAGAAACCUGGUCCCUGUACAGAGAGUGGUGUACAAUGUGCUCGAAGAACUGGAGAAGACAUUUGACGUAUCAUUCCUGGAAGCAUUAUUCAGUGAGGACAACAAACAGGAAUACCCUGCCUUAAAUAACAUUUAUAAAGGAUUUGAAAAUGCAAUCCGUGAGAGCAUUUGUUUCCAAGAAAAUGAUGGAGAAGAGAGUUUGGAGAACCCUAACACCCAACUAAGUCUUGAACAAGGCACUGGUGAAAACUCAUAUCAAAGCCUGACCUGGAUCUGCUCACAUCCCUUGAAUUACAAUGGUACAUCCCCACCUGAAAAUGGACUGUCAGAGCACCAUCGUGAAAGAGGACAGAUAAAUGUGAAUGAAACAGUUACAACCAGUAACAAUAAUGAUGCACUAGAAAGCCAACAAGCAAAUGAACAAUGUGCCCAAGAGACUGAGUCAGCAGAGUCCUACGAACAAGUACCCACCCAAGGAAAUAAUGGAAAUGCAAGACUAGAGAUGCCCAGCCCAUUGCCCUCUGAUGAAGAAAGAGCAGAACUACCCAACCAUGGAAUCCAAAUAAAUUCCUGUUCUGUACGUCUGGUAGAUAUAAAGAAGGAAAAGCCAUUUUUUAAUUCAAAUGUUGAAAAGGAAACCCAAAUAUCUGACAUAAUAGUGAUCAGCAGUGAUGAAGAUGAGUCCCCCAAAGCCUCUACCUCGGAACAAAGAAGGAGGCCUGAGCCCCUGGAUUUGAGAACAUCACCCACAUGCAGGAAAAGACUUUGGGAAAAUGGGAGAGAUCAUGAAGAGUGUUCUGAGUCCAGUGCAGAUGAGAUGCCCCCGGCAAUCAGGAGUUAUACAAUGAGAAGUGAUCCUGUUGAGGAGGAUUCCCCAGAUAUUGGAAACCAAUCUACUCUGAAGAUGAGCAAUAAGAAAAGACGGAUCAGCAGUGGUGACUCUUCAGAAUUGAGUAAUGGAGAAGAUCCUCAGGAAACUUCUAGUUCAGCCCUCAGAAAUGGGUCAGGAGCAGAGCUCCAAGGACUUGGAAAUCAGAAGUGUUCCUGUGUCGUGUGUUCACCAAGUGUUGUGCCAAGAGGCCAAGAAGCAAGGUCUGAAUGUAGCCAAACAUCUGACAAGAUGGAUACUGUGGAUAUUGGAAGCAGUUCUAUUUUGGAAAAACACAGUGGGAAACGAAGAAAAAAGAGAAGGCACAUAAGUAAAAAAACCAGUCCCAAAAAAGUGAGAAGCAGAGGCAGAGAUAGAAUGCAGUCUCUGAAUAACAGAGUCCCAAGGAAAAGAAGCAAACCAAAAGGGACAAAAGCAGUCAACACCAGGCCUUUGAAAAGAAGCAGAAAAAGAGGUCUAAGAAUUCCCAGAGAUAAACAUAUGAACUUUAAACGCUCUAUACUUCCUGUGACCUGUGGUCCAGCAAAGGGGAUGUUAUAUAAAGAGAAAAUGAAACAAGGAAUCUCAGCAAAGUGUAUAAAGACAAAUGAUGGGAAGGAGCUCACCCUCAAGGAAUUUGAAAUUGAAGGAAACCACAGAAGGUCCAAGAAUUGGAGGCUGAGUGUGCGCUGCGGUGGAUAUCCCCUGAAAUACCUGAUUCAGAAAAAAUAUCUACAAGACCCGCCAAGAACAAGAAAGAUAGUACCAGAUUCUCACAGUGAUAACAUUAUUGACCCAUAUCCAGAAAACUCAAAUAUAUGUGAGAUGUGCCAUAAAGGAGGAACGCUAUUUUGCUGUGAUACUUGUCCAAGAUCCUUUCAUGAGACAUGCCACAUCCGUCAUAUUGAUCCUGGCAGGGUCCCAUGGAGUUGCAUCUUCUGCGAGAUAAAGUUUAUUCAGAAAAUGUGUCCAGAAAGUCAGCCAUGUCAUCAGGAGUCAGAGAUCCUAGAAAGGAAGAUGCUGCAUGAGGAGUACUUGAAAUGUGAGUUCCUCCUCUUGAAGGUCUGUCACUGGUCAAAAAGCUCCUUUUUUAUCCAAAAACCAUAUUAUAGUAAAAAGCGAUCUCAGAGCCUGACGAAGUGCAUGUGGUUAAACAAAAUCAGAGAAACAUUGGCUUCAAAGUUGUACCUCCAAGUGAAGGAGUUUGUGCAGGACAUGCGCCUCAUCUUUCAGAACCACAGGAAAAUUUAUGAGGGCCAGAAAUUCAUCAUGCUGGGAAUUCAAAUAGAGGCCGAAUUUGAGAAAAACUUCAAAGACAUUUUUGGAAUUCAGUAAAUCAGCAAGAACAGUUCUCAGUCUGAGCCCAUUACUUUGUGAUUUUUGUCCAUUUCUGUUUCCCCCUUCAGAGCCUCCAGCAGUACAUGGUCAAGUGCACGUGGUCCCGCUGACCAUUCUGCCUAAUGAUAUGAGAAAACAAUCAUAUCACACUUCUUUUUUCAAACUUAUUUUGUCGUCAUUUCAGCUCAUUUAUUUUUCUAAAUAGAAAAUGUAAAAUUGCUUUGUCCAGAUCUCUUAUUAAAUAAAUUGGAGUGAAAUUUACAAUAAAAAUAUUGAGUCUUUCUAUAAAGAA